CGGUAGUCUUCCCUCUCGCCCUCCUACAUCCUCUGCAGCUCAUCAUAACCACCCACAUGUCGCCCUCGGAUAUAUAUGUUUGGUACUGUCCUCAUACCCGUUCUGUUGAUGAGCUCUCUUGCUAG
Molecule: messenger RNA, 125 nt
Organism: Perkinsus marinus ATCC 50983
Lineage: Eukaryota; Perkinsozoa; Perkinsida; Perkinsidae
Exons: 1
Source: RefSeq, a predicted model, not a curated record